AUGUUGAUGGAUGAUUAUAAAUAUUUAUUUAAAGUUGUUCUUAUCGGUAAUGCAAGUGUUGGAAAGACAUGUCUAGUACGUCGAUUUUGCCAAGAUGUUUUUCCAACUGGACAAGCGGCAACUAUUGGUGUUGAUUUUCUAAUCAAAACUGUUGAAGUUAACGGAGAAAAAAUUAAACUUCAGAUAUGGGACACAGCUGGACAAGAACGUUUUCGCUCAAUCACUCAAUCAUACUAUCGAUCUGCCAAUGCAUUAAUUAUUGUUUUUGAUAUAAAUAAUCUUGCGACAUUUUCAAGUCUUCCAGAUUGGGUUCGCGAAGUAAAAGCUUAUGCUAAUAAUGAUGUUUUAUGUACACUAGUUGGUAAUAAAUGUGACAUUAAUCAACGUGAGGUUCCAACACAUGUAGCCGAACAGUUUGCGGAAAAGAAUGAUAUGUGGUAUUUGGAAACAUCAGCUAAAAACAGUGAGAAUGUUGGUAAACUAUUUCAAACAAUAGCUGAAGAAUUAACAAUGAAAGCAAGAGAAUCGACAAUAGGUGCAUCAAAUAGUGGACAUGAUUCAUUUUUUAAUGGAGAUCAAAAAACCAAACCGGUGAAAUCUAAUUGCUGUUAG
This is a messenger RNA of Rotaria socialis, 612 nucleotides long. Lineage: Eukaryota; Metazoa; Rotifera; Eurotatoria; Philodinida; Philodinidae. The record is from the annotation of a GenBank genome assembly.